Molecule: messenger RNA, 4056 nt
Organism: Fonticula alba
Lineage: Eukaryota; Rotosphaerida; Fonticulaceae
Exons: 4
Coding region: 66-3929 (1287 amino acids)
Source: RefSeq, a predicted model, not a curated record
CCCUCCCCCCCCCUCUCUCUCCCAAAGCCAGCAACUGUCGCGCUCCUCCUCACGACAGCCAGUUCAUGAGCACCCCCCUUCCUGAUCAGUCUCCCUUCGCUGGCCCGGCCAUGGGCCAUGGCCCGGCCGCCUUUGAGUGCGGCUUCGCCCUCGAGUGUGGCGGCACCGGCGACCGUAGCUCCACCGCGCCAUGCCCCCUGCCACCGAUGACCUGCCUGCCGGAGCUCUACUGUCUGCCAGCCCUCGGAGCUGAGCCCCCCAUCCCGGGGGAUUGCCACUUCAAUAACCUAACCCGGGCCUGCACCGGCCAAGGCAGCCUGCUGGCUGACAUCCCGCCACACCCCCUGCACUCGCCAGACUGCUUUUUCUCCGCCGAAUCGGCCGACGCCCUGUGGUCCUCGCCCAUGGGCGAGAGCAUGGGCUUCCUGUCGGCCGACGGGCCGCCCCCCUCUUCGGCAUCCAUUGCCUCGGACGGUCACACCACCCCGGCCGCCGAGGAGGAGCUUCUCCUGCGGGGCUUGGCCCCGGGCGCCGGGAUAGACAUCGUUGAUGGUCGGCUGCACUCGGGCCAGCCUGCUCCCGGCCAAGCCCCAGCCGCCUCGCCGGCCGGCUUCCCCUGCGACGGAGACAUCUAUCUGCUCCAGCAUCACCACCAUGUCAUGCACCACCAUGCCCAUCAUCCACCUGAGCCGCCCUCGCCGCACCCCGAUGCACAUCACCCACCCGGCCAUGCGUACGAUGCGCCCCCCUCCCAUGGCUACUCGUCGACCGAUGGUCCUCUCGCCUGCCAUGUGGUCAACACGCCGAUCUUUUGCCCCACCCCGGGGGCCGAUGCCCACCACCAUCACCUGCUUGUCCAUCACCACCAUCCCCGGGCCCCCGUGCCGGGGGCCCCCCCAAUGGCCGGCCCCUUGGCCAAUGCCGACCCCCUGGCCGAGGGCGGAUGGCUGGCUCCGCCGGCCACCGCUCUAAGCGAGUCUUCCUCCCCCGCGUCGGACUUCCAGUCCCAUCUUGUUCCCUUCACCAGCGGCGAGGAGGACCCCCCGACCUCGGGCUCUUCCUCCUCCUCGUCGCUACUCCAUGACCCGGAUUGCGAGCAUGCCCUCCAGCCGGCCGGGGCGCUUGCCGAUGAGGGGCCCGGCAGCUCGGGAGAGGGGAGCAUUGUCGAGCCCGGCUGCUCCCCCCAGCCGCAUCACCGCCAUCACCGCCAUCAGCAUCAGCAUCAUCAUCAUCAUCACCUGCUGCACUUCCAUCACCAUGCCUCCGGGCCCCAUGGCCGCCACCACCAUCUGGUGCACCAUCACCAGCAUCCCGACCUCCCGGGCCACCACCGUCACCACCAUCAUCAUCAUGUCCUGCUCCAUCAUCAUCAUCAUCAUCACCAUCUUCUCCAUCGCCACUCUCCGGGCCCCGAAUUGGGGGCUCCGCCCCCUGCGGGACCCUCGCCGAGUUCCGACGAUCCGGCCGCGCUGCCCGACUUGUCGGCUUGGCCGCACCCGGCGCCGGUGCUCUCGCCAGCCAGCUCGGAGCCGGCGCUGCCCGGCCCCCCGGGCCCCGGCGAGCCGGGCUUCGAUUUGCCCCCCUCCCCGGCGGCUCCUCACUGGCAUAGUUUGGACUGUGGCCAUGAGCUGGUUUUCCAUGAUGACCAUUUUGACUUCCUCAUCGAUGGGACCCUCUACCAUGCGGACCUCGACCGGUUGACUGCCUGCUCGGGGGGGCUUCCCGGGGGGGCUGCCGGCGGGCCGGGGGCCGGCCAGCUAUGCGCGGGUACCCUGGCACCGGGCUCGGCGUCUCCUCAGUUGCUCUUUCCCCGGUCGCCAGCGACGCCGAUGGAUGUCGACACUUCGGCAUCCGCCGGGAGGGGGCCCCGGUUGCACUUGCCGGCGGCCGGUGCGGCGCAUGGGGCCACCGUCCAGCCGGUGGACCUGGUCCCGGCCGGCUGCGAGUGCGACGAUGGGGAUGACCCGGCCAGCGCUCCGCCCGACGGCCCCUGCGGGUCGCCGCUCCCGCCGCCGAUCAACCUCCACUCGACGGCCUCCACCUCGAAGGGGGAUCAGCGCCUGAUCCGUGCCCUGGGCGUGCUUGGCCGGGCAGCGGCCCUGGGGCCGGAUGCCCUGCGCGCGGCGCUCACCUGUAGCAAGUGCCAAGCGCCCAGGGUGAGGUCCGUGCGGCCGAGUGUUCCGGCAAUCGACUGCUCCCCGGCUUCCGGGGCCUCCUCCUCCUCCUCCGUCGUGCCCGGGGCCUUGGUGUCCUCGCCGGCGGGGCAGAAGAAGGCCGGCAAGGCCGGCGCCGCGGCCUCGCGCCGGCGCCCGGGCGACCCCCGCGCGAGCCUGCCCCCGGCCGCGGCCGCGGCGGCCGUCGUCUGCCAGCUGCCGGCCGCAUCGUCCCCGGCCGGCAGAUGGUCCUGCGGCUUGCGUGGUCCCGUGGUUCUGGCGGGCUGUGGGCCAGCCACAGCGGCCGGGUCGACCGGCGGGGGGGGGGCCCCCUUGGCCCCAGGCCGCGGUACCUCGGUCCUCUCGCCGCCCGGCCCCUCGGGCGAGUGUGUCGUUGUUUGCGCCACCGGCCCGUGUCCCUUGCUGCCGGAUUCCAAAGACCCCGGGCCCGGGGCAGUUCCUUGUGAAGAGCCCGACUGUCCAGUGGUGGUGCCGGUCCAUGGCAGCAGGACUCUCAUCUCGACCGAGUCCUGUCGGCAGGUGGAUUGCCCCCAGGCUGGAGGCCAGUCGGGCGGGGACUCGCACGUCUCGGACCCCAUGGCCGGGCCGCCAGCCGGCCAGGCAGCCGCCGCCACCACCACCACCACCUGCGUGGUGACAUCCACCCUGGUGAGCAGUUGCCGGCGGCGGCGCCCCGCCGGGCGGUCCAAGACCCUGGACCCCGGGGCCGGGAGUGCGGCCGUGGCCGAAGCCAAGAGCGCGGCGGCCAGCGCGCGUGCCGUGUCCACCCGGCGGUCACGCGCCCGGUCCGAAACCCCGACGCCAACCGGCAUGUCCGAUGCCGAGGAGGCCGCCCAGCAGCAGGAGCAGGAGGAGCGCCGCCGGGCGGUCCUCGACCUGCUCAAGGUCAAGUACCAAAAGUCCUUCAUCACAUCCUCACCGGUGUACAUCUUGAAAGGCAUCAGCGUCCACUCAUCGCGAGGCCUGGGCGCGGCGCUGCGUGCCCUGGCCAGCGAACGCCCGGCUGGCCGGCGGAAGCGCGGGCCCGCCUCGCCCCCGGCCAAUGCCACGACCACCAUUCGCAGCGCGUCGUUGGACGAUUUGGCGGGGCUGGAUGAUGACCAGGUGGCUCGUCUGGCGGAGCAGCUGGCCCCCGAGUGGUGCCUGCUGGUGGGCGCCGACGCCGAGUCACUGACCGAGGCCGAGCUCCGGGACCUGCUGGCCGAGGUGGAUGGGGCUCCCUUCCCGGCGCUGCGUCCCUGGCGGUGUGCCGGCCGCCGGCGCCUGCAUGUGGGCAUCGACCCCUUGAGCGCCAUGUGUCGGGAUCCGGCCAACAGCGAUGUGGCCAGCCUGGCGGCCAGCCUGGAAUGCACCUCCCUGUCGGCCCCGCUGGGUGAGCACCACCUGGUGCCGGGGCACCUGCUGACCGAGCUGCUUGGGGUCUUCCGCGCCCGGGCCCGGCGGGUGGUGGAGCAGCGCCGGCUGGACUCGGAGCAAUCGCGCAAGGCCCGGAAUGUGGCCUGCUGUGCGCGCUUCCGCAGCCGGCAGAAGCGCCGGGCCGAGUCGCUCGAACGCCAGGCCCAUGACGCGGUCAACACCUGCCUCGUGCUGGAGGCCAGCCUGAAGGAGCUCCAGGCCGAGCGCGAGGAUCUCCUCCGGCGUCUGGGCAUGCCACCGGACGCCGUGAUUGGCCAUUUGCUUGAGGCCGCCGAGCGCCAGCCCGGCACCAAGGCAGCCCCGCCCCUGCCGAAGGAUGAGUCUGGCCCGGGCGGGUAGCGGCCGAUUCACGCGCCGUCCAGGUGCUUCCCCUCCCCGGGCCCGGGCAGCCACCACCCUAGAACGGGGGAGGGGGCGAGCAUGCACGUGCAAAUGAAUGAAAAUAAAUAUCCCAGUAUAAAUGCUC